UGGCUGUGACGUCCCGGGUAUUCAGGACCGACCCGGACCCAGCUCAGAAGUCCUGACCAGUGGUGAGAGCGCGGUGGGAAGAACGAGUCACGGAGGAGCGGCUGGCGAACCAAGCCCAGCCCGGAGGGAACCAUGGUCUCCGCGCGGCCGCCGCUGCUGCUGUGGCUGCUGUGUCUGUCCUUGGAGCUCACAGGCGCGGGGACCCGGAGGGUUAUAGUGCUGGCGCCCAACGAGGUACGUGGCUUCCUGGACCAGACAGUGACACUGCCAUGCAACCUGCAGCCUCUGGAGCCCGGCGUGCAGGUGACGCAGGUGACCUGGAUGCGGCGAGAACCAUCCGGGAAUGCGCACAGUGUGGCAGUCUUCCAUCCCACCCAGGGCCCCAGCUUCCCACACCCCGAGCGUUUGCAGUUCGCCAAAGCCAAGACAGGUGUGGAGCUGCAGGACGCAUCGCUGAUGGUGAGUGGCUUGCGUGCAGAAGACGAAGCCAACUACACCUGCGAGUUCGCCACGUUCCCACAGGGCAGCGGGAGCGCCCAGACCUGGCUCCGAGUGUUCGCUGAGCCUCAGAACCAGGUUGAGAUCCAGGAGGAUCUGCUGGGCACAGAGCCUGUGGCCAAGGCCCGCUGUGUCUCCACGGGGGGUCGCCCACCCGCCCGAAUCUCCUGGUCCUCCUCACUUCAGGACAGAAAUGUCACCAUGACCCAGACACCAGGUCCCCUACCCGGCACAUUCAACGUCACCAGCAUCUUUAACUUUAUACCCUCAAGCCUGCUAUAUGGCCAGAAUGUCACCUGCAGAGUGGAGCACGAGACCUUCAAGGAGCCCGUCCUGCUGAAGAUGACCCUCGCUGUGCGCUACCCUCCUGAAGUCUCUAUCUCUGGCUAUGAUGACAACUGGUACCUUGGCCGAAAUGAGGUCACGCUGAACUGUGAUGUUCGGAGCAACCCCGAACCCACAAACUAUGUCUGGAGCACGACCACAGGUUCUCUGCCUCCUUCUGCUGUGACCCAGGGCAGCAGGCUUCUGGUCCACACUGUGGAUGAAUCAAUCAACACGACUUUCAUCUGCCACGUCACCAAUGACUUAGGGACUAGGCAGGCAGAAUUGACUGUUCUGCUCAAAGAUGAACCUCCUGGGGAGUCCAAAACAGGAUCGUUCACUGUGAUCAUCUCGAUUGUUGGGGUGCUCAUAGUGGCUCUGUGUCUGGCAGUGAUUGCUUUCUGGAAGUUCAGAAAAUCCCGUCGUUCCCACAGUAACCCUUCUGCUAAUAAGGACUCCAUGUAUGUUCCUGUGAGCACUCCCCAGGACCUGCAAGGGCAGAAUGCACAAGGCGACGGCAGGGGACAUGAAUAGAGAGAGACUGAAACUGCCAAGGACAUGGGCCUCUAGGCUGGACCCCACCAUAAUGGAUGAAGCUCCCUGCCCAGAGACCGGCCACUCUCCUCCAAUGUUAGGACACAAGUGUGAGAAGUUAGGGGACCCCUGAGGCCACCCUCAGUCUCAGGCUAGAAGGACUCCUAGAACUCAGGAAAGCUAUGAUACCUGUUACUAGUUAUGACACUGGACUGUAAAAGUGAUGGGCAACAGGAAGAAGAACAUGGGACAGGAGCAAAAGGGACCCGGAGCUUCCAGCCAUCCUGGGGGCUUCUAGUCCACACUCCCUGGGGGCGGGGUUACAAGUGCAUGCGUCUUCCAGCAAAAAUACACAUGGCUUAUUGCUGACCAGGAAGCUCACUUUAGUCUAGGUGUCCAGAAUUUUUAUUGAGGGGAGGGUCAAUGUCCAUACAGCCAACCUUAGUCACUAGCCCCUUCAGAGGUCAAAUCGAUAUAUGUGGCCAAGAACCCCACCAUCAGGCACUAAGAACAAAGGCUCCCCUGAGGCCCACAGCCUCCAGGUAAACAGACACUCCUCUAUGUCCUCUAGGGCAGGACAUAAGGGCUUGGACGUUACUCCCUCUCCAGGCAAGGUGAUCCUCUCCUGUACAGUGGGCCCCACAGAAUGUUCAACUGCCAGAGUCUGUUAAGAAUCUGACCUCUGGUCUUGAACUUCUCAGUCUCUAUGUUGGCUGAAUCUCUGUGGUUUUAACAAAUAGCUGCUGAUUGCUGUCACAAAGAAGGAACCAGAAGCUGAAACUCAGGCCCCUAACCCACCGCCUGGGGCUGUCUGGGGAACAGGAACCAUUAGGGGGUAUGAACUUGGAGGUCAUUCAUCCCAGAUACCCUCUGCCAAGACUAGAGUCCCAGGAAAGCAACUGCAGCCAGGGAACUGGUGUUGACAGGACCUCAGGACAGGAGCCAGUAACCACCAGCAAGAUGAAUUUCUAACACGUGGAGAAAGACGCUGAGGCAGCAUGAACUGGCUGUUCAGGAUGCAUGACCCUGUGACGGGUACAGGCUCAGCCAAGAGCAGAAGGCUGAGCCUCAGACAUACCUCCCAUGUCUACUUUCAAGCAGACUAUGAUCGUGGGCUGGCACUGGACUCCUCCUACAGAAAGAACUGUUUGAGAAAAUGCUCUGGGCGGUAAGACCUGGGGCCGGAGUGCUGAACCAGAGAGCACAUCAUGGGUUGUUGUGCAAGAAAAAAGGAAGACUCCGGAUUUGCUGUGAACAGACAUGAGAGCAGAACAGAAAGUGAUGGGAAGAGAUGGGAAACAUUACAAUGGUGGGGGGAGGGGUACAGAGGAUGAGGCUCCCAGGCAUGAGGGGCUCAGGGUGACCAGUGAGGCACCCCAGAAUCAUUGGCUCACUGUCACAUCCACCUCUUGGUUAUCCCCAGCUUGUAAAUACCUCAUUAAAAUUUAUUUAUUAUGGGGCCUCCCCGGUGUUUUAUAGUGAAAAACACUAUAAAGCUACCCACAGCCAGGGAAGUAACCCCCAAAGCACAGCAGACCUCCUCUCUCCCUACUGCUCCCCUCAGCAGUGUAUUUCA
Condylura cristata (star-nosed mole) is the source of this 2932-nucleotide messenger RNA. RefSeq names its product poliovirus receptor homolog. Bases 133 to 1356 code for a protein of 407 amino acids. Gene Ontology annotation, cellular component: focal adhesion; extracellular exosome; apical junction complex. The transcript is spliced from 8 exons. Gene Ontology annotation, biological process: positive regulation of natural killer cell mediated cytotoxicity directed against tumor cell target; cytoskeleton organization; regulation of viral entry into host cell. The record is from RefSeq and is a predicted model, not a curated record. Gene Ontology annotation, molecular function: cell adhesion molecule binding. NCBI's taxonomy places the organism in Eukaryota, Metazoa, Chordata, Mammalia, Eulipotyphla, Talpidae.